This is a messenger RNA of Filobasidium floriforme, 2266 nucleotides long. RefSeq names its product putative pseudouridylate synthase. Gene Ontology annotation, biological process: tRNA pseudouridine synthesis; mRNA pseudouridine synthesis. Lineage: Eukaryota; Fungi; Basidiomycota; Tremellomycetes; Filobasidiales; Filobasidiaceae. Gene Ontology annotation, molecular function: pseudouridine synthase activity; RNA binding. Gene Ontology annotation, cellular component: nucleus. The record is from RefSeq and is a predicted model, not a curated record. The transcript has 9 exons. The coding region runs from base 144 to 2003 and encodes 619 amino acids.
UGGGCCAUAGGUGCAUACUACACAAGUGCAGCCGUAUCUGAUCUAUCACUUCCACUAGCCCAGUCUCUGCCAUCUGCUUCGAUACAUCCCCCCUCCCCCCAAUCUCUCGUAGCCGGAAAUUCAAGGGACCGGAAGCCUGCACCAUGUCUGGACCGGCGCCAACCGAGACGUCUAACAAACGAACGGUCGACCAAGCCGAACUCUCGACCGAUGACAAUCGGCCCGCUAAAAAGCAGCAGCUCGACGAGCAGGUCUCCGCUCCCGCAGCCGAAUUACCGCAGCCCUCGUCGACAUCCGCCCCGGUCGAAGUGGUCAUCACCGCUACCCAGGCUACUGAUGAUCUCGAAGAAGCGAUGAACGCCCAGCCCGAAGCUGGCCCGUCCAGGAGUACGCAGAAAAACGGGAACAAGAACCAAAAGGGCAAAGCCAAAGGCCAAGGCAAACCGAAUAAAUACAAGGGGACACACGAUAGGGGGGUUUGGGAGAGGAGACCUCCGAGGGAGUUGCCAGAGGGGGAGGAAAAGGAAGCGAGGUUGCCCAAGAAGAAGGUGGCUCUGCUGCUCGGGUUCAGCGGGGCUGGUUACAACGGGAUGCAAUAUCAAUUGACAGAAGAUCCAACCUCUGCCAACACGAUCGAGAUGCUCGUCUUCAAGGCGCUCGGAGAGAUGGGUGCGAUCUCCAAGGACAACUCGACCGACCCGAAAAAGGUCGAUCUCUCGAGAGCGGCGAGGACGGAUGCGGGGGUCAGCGCUGCAGGGAACGUGAUCUCGCUGAAGAUGAUCACCGAACCGCCUGGAUGUGAGACGCAAGAAUCGUUCGUCACCAAGAUCAACGAGCUCUUGCCCCCUGACAUCCGAGUUUGGGGAUUCCAACGAGCUACCAGCGGCUUCAAUGCGAGGACCUCGUGCGAUACCCGGGUGUACGAGUAUCUGUUCCCAAGUUACAUCCUCCUUCCUCCUAUCCCCGACUCGACUCUCGACAAGCACCUUCAAGAGGUUCGCAAGACGGCCGGGCUGGAACCCGAACCUGUCCCCGAGUUCUGGAGGUGCGUACAAGAAGCUACCGAUGCAUUGGCCAAGACCGCACCUGUUCCCGCCUCUGUGCCUGUCACCGAGUCUGGGGACGAAAAGACCGCUGGAGAAGCGGUACCCGAGGUGGAUCCGGAGAUCCUAAGACGACGGAAAGUGACGAGUAUGAAACGGGAUUGGAGGUGCGGUCAGGAAGAACUCGGACGGUUCCGAGAGAUCGUCAAAGAGUAUUUGGGUACCCACAACUUCCACAACUACACCUUGUUCCUCCCUCAUGAUUCCCCGACUGUGAAGCGAUAUAUGCUCUCGAUCGACGUUGCCGAGCCGGAAGUUUACGGCAACAUCGAAUGGAUCAGCGUCAAGAUUCACGGGCAGAGUUUCAUGUUGCACCAAAUCCGAAAGAUGAUAAGUAUGGCUGUUCUUGCGACACGGACAAAGACUCCGGCUUCUGUCGUUUCAAAGACGUUCGGUCCGGAAGGGAUUCACAUCCCCAAGGCGCCGGCACUCGGUCUGUUGCUCGAACAACCCCGGUUCGGAUCUUACAACGAGCGAGUCGAGAGCAGCCCUGCCGAGCACGGUGGAAUUACGUUUGCGCCUUUCGAAAAGGAGAUGAAGGCGUUCAAGUUGAAGUGGAUCUACGAGAGGUUGAGGGCGGAUGAGGAGAAGAUGGCAGUAUAUGUAAGCUGGGCGAACAAUGUGGACCACACUUUCGAUCACACGUUGGGUUGGUUAGGGUGUACGGGCGAGAUACCAGAGACGGCCAAGAAGACGAUCAAGGUCAAGGAGAAGAUCAGCAAAAAGCAAGCUGCGUUGAACGCGAAGAAGGCGGCCGAGGCGGCGUUGCCCGAGGGCGAGGGCGGUCGGGACGCCAUCGACGCCGAGGCCACGAGUGGGAAGGAGACCGCUACCGGCGUAGAUGCCUUGGAGAGUGAGGAUGAAGAGGUCGAGAUCAAGGGCAAGGACGAUGAGCGGUAGUGGGUUGUAAAAUGUGCAUGUUUGUACCACUCGUGUCCAUACUGCGCUCGAUUCCUCCGGGUCGCACGGGGUUACGGUGGUCGGUACGGCGAUUGUUGACCGAUUGCGAGAUAACGCGAUCGGAAGCAAAUUCAGCUAGGGGACAGCAGCAGCAGCAGCCGCCGCCAUCGCACACGGAAGCAAAGUGAGAGAGUGAGAGAGGGUGAGAGCGAGCGAGGCGAUGAGCGAGAUGCGGAGAUGAUCGUCGUCGUGAUGGAUGAUGG